Columba livia (rock pigeon) is the source of this 3086-nucleotide messenger RNA. It is a transcript of the gene ADO, whose product is annotated as 2-aminoethanethiol dioxygenase. Bases 1 to 729 code for a protein of 242 amino acids. Gene Ontology annotation, molecular function: oxidoreductase activity, acting on single donors with incorporation of molecular oxygen, incorporation of two atoms of oxygen. Gene Ontology annotation, cellular component: mitochondrion. Lineage: Eukaryota; Metazoa; Chordata; Aves; Columbiformes; Columbidae. The transcript has a single exon. The record is from RefSeq and is a predicted model, not a curated record.
AUGCCCCGGGACAACAUGGCGUCCCUGAUCCAGCGGGUGGCGCGGCAGGCGCGGAUCACGUUCCGCAGCCCGGCCGGGCCGGCCUUCGGCGAGAACCUGCACCGGCUGCAGCAGCUGCUGGACGAGGUGCGCGCCGAGGACUUGCACUUGGCGCCGCGGGGGCCGUCGGCAGCGGCGGCGGCGCCGGGCGGGGGGUUCCUGAGGGCAGGCGCGGUGCCGCCCGUCAGCUACAUGCACAUCUGCGAGACGGAGAGCUUCAGCAUGGGCGUGUUCCUGCUGCGGAGCGGCGCCUGCAUCCCGCUGCACGACCACCCGGGCAUGAACGGCUUGCUGAAGGUGCUCUACGGCACGCUGCGCAUCGCCUGCAUGGACACGCUGCCCCCCGCCGCCGCCGCCCCGCCGCCCGCCGCCGGGCCCUGCCACCGCGCCCUGUUCCGCUCCCGCCAGCAGUACACGCCGGCCUCCCCGCCCUGCCUGCUCUCGCCGCAAACCGACAACCUCCACCAGAUCGACGCCGUGGACGGGCCCGCCGCCUUCCUCGACAUCCUGGCGCCGCCCUACGACCCCCAGCACGGCCGGGACUGCCACUACUACCGCCUGCUGGAGGGGUCGCCGGCGGGCGCCGAGCCGCCCGGGCUGCCGCGGGAGGUGUGGCUGAUGGAGACCCCACAGGCCGCCGACUUCUGGUGCGGAGGCGAGCCCUACCCCGGGCCCCGCGUCAGCCUCUGAGCCGGCGGCGGCCCGGGCCCGGCCGAUGGGACGGUUGGCGCGAGUUCGCGGCCUCCCCGCGCCGCCGGGCCCGCCUCACGGAGCCGCGCCUGGCCCGUCCCCGGCGGGCAGCACCGCCCGAACCACGGCUGCGCUCAGCCCGUGUCCCGCUCCCGGCCGGCGGGACCGCGGCUGCUGGCCGGGGCUGCUCGGGAGCGCCGCGGGUCAAAGCCUUCCUGCUCCUGGCCUGCCGGAGCCGGGGGCAGUAAACGCCAGAGCGUGUUUAUUUCUUUGGGCUGAUGCGGAGGAGCGGCACGGUGAAGUGCUGAUCAGCUGAACGGUUGGGGGGAAAAUCAUCCCGCAUCCUGUGUAAAUAGUUAGGGCUGCAUGUCAGCGAGGGAGAUUGGGUUCCAUCAAGGAGACUCAAUGCAAUAAGAGUUGUCCUGGGGUGCCCCAGGCUCCCCCCGGCAGAGCCAGCUGGUGCCCCUGAGCCGGCAGAGCACGCCCACCCAGCCUGGGCAGGGGCUGGGCAGGCUGCGGCCUUUGGGGACUCUGUCUCCAGAGCGAGUCUCAGCAAGAGCUGUACCCUGCCAGCAAAAAACAAACCCAGAACAACGCCUGAGCCAGGACAUGUUCCUCCAGUAAACACCGGUGGUCCCCAGGGCUGUAGUUAGGGGAAUUCCUGCUCCGAAGGGACACUGUCAGGUUCAGAAUUUCUAACAGUUCCUUAAAGCGUUGCCUAUAAGAUCUCACUAUUGCAACUAAGAACUGCAGAGUACGUCUAUGCAUAUUUCCUUCAACUAGGAGAAGGAGACUAGUCAGCUGCUAAUUAACCUCGUUUGGAACCUCAUGCGGCAGCGGCGAAGGGUAUCAACUGUGGGCAUCUUAAGAGAAAAACCAACCAUCCACUGUUGUGUCAUGGAAGCUAUUUCAGAAAUGUGACGUAUUUGCAAACUGUACAUACAGCAGCGUGCAUACCCUACGUACAGAUAAGAUUUGACCUGAUGUCUUCUCUUUAAAGCGUGGUCUGUGUUUUUAUAUGGACAAGUGAACACUUCAGGCUUGUAAAGCCUUGCGGUUUCCCUCUUUAUACUAUUUAUAAAAACUACUUUUUCAUAAGGCUUUUAAAUAAACGUAGGAUAGAAGAGACACCCUGAAUUUUGCCUUGCUAUGAUGGAAGCAGUUUGGAUAUGCAGUUUGUCCACGGCAGGAGAUGCAAUCUUUCUAACGAGGGAGGAACUAUUUCUAUAGGUGAAAUACUCCGUCUACACUACAGGGACUGGUCUCGUGCCCAUUCAUCCUAACGCACGCUUCAUACCACAAACCCAGGCCUGGGCAGCCUUGGCCCUCUUGGUCUCGAUUUGGGAAUUUGAAUAAGAAAGCGCGACUUACCAGCCUCCUGAGUGAUGUACCGACCUGCUCCAGAAAUCAUUCCACAACUGGCUUUAAUUUUUCUUUGUGUAUUUAUAAAAGCAGACUUGUUUUUCCUGAACAGUGGCUUGUAUGUGUGAAUUUUUAAAGGUUUCUGAUACAGCAUUGCUUUUUUAUUUUUUUUGGCCUGCGAAAGAAUGAAUGUAAAAUACAGUCAGCAUUAUGCAUGCACAGAUUAAUACUUUUGCAAGGAAAAAAAUUGUGGAAAUUAUUUCAGGCAAUUUCCAUUUAUUCUUACAUCACUUUAAAGUGUCUGAUAUUUCUGCAGCUGGCUUACCUGUUUUUCCUGGAAUUCCCCUGCAGCUAAGUGUUAAUGUACAACAACUCUCUAUCGAACGUAGUCAUUAACUAUAACGCAAUGCCUCCCUGUGUUACAGUCUGUUUCCAGCUCUCUCCGAUGCUAAUGAAGACCAUCAUGCUUUUUCAGAAGCCCACGAAGAAGAUAGCCCGGUGCAUGCAAACAGCUGUACUGGAAAAACAAACUGUGACAGAGACCUUUUUUUAAUCUCAUCUGCUUUAUCCUCCCCGUAGGUCUUUCUGCUUGAUUUUUAAUUUUUUUUCUCCAUAUGUAAAAUCUAGUUGAGAUGUUUAAUGGGAUAGGACUUCAAUGCAUCUUUCUGUAGAGGACGGCGUGGUCCCUUACACUGUGGAGUGCUGUUAACAAUCAUGGCAAACCUUUUCCUUUUUUUUUUAAUAAAGUUGUUAGAAUCAAAGUCUUAGCGCUGGGAAAAUAGCAAAGAAAACCUGAGAUGCAUUGAAGAAAAGCUUCUUUGUGUAACUUCUUGCUUACUCAGUAAUUGAAACUUCUUUCAUAUGUUCUGGAUAUCUGUGAGCAGAAGGUUUGAGUCUGUAAUGCCGUUCCUUCUCUCUGCGGUCUGGUUAUUGUGUUUUCACAACAGCAAAAUUACUGUUAUUGCUGAAUUAUAGAAUAAAUACAAGAUAUCUCA